This is a messenger RNA of Chlamydomonas reinhardtii, 5216 nucleotides long. RefSeq lists its product as uncharacterized. The coding region runs from base 158 to 5053 and encodes 1631 amino acids. NCBI's taxonomy places the organism in Eukaryota, Viridiplantae, Chlorophyta, Chlorophyceae, Chlamydomonadales, Chlamydomonadaceae. The record is from RefSeq and is a predicted model, not a curated record. Gene Ontology annotation, cellular component: membrane. Gene Ontology annotation, biological process: glycolipid biosynthetic process. Gene Ontology annotation, molecular function: galactosylceramide sulfotransferase activity. The transcript has 10 exons.
GUUUACGCAGCUCUUAUUUGUUGCACUUACACACCGCAAACAUGCUUGCAAGCAGCAGCACGUCGUCUGCGGCUUCCUUCCGCAAAUUUGUCCUAGGGCGCACUGACCCCUGUAGUCCUUCCUGUUGCAUUUGUUGUUAGACAAGCAGCCACAGAAAAUGGAGCGUUUCAUCCGCGGGGUUAUGUUCCUGUUCCUGGCGCUUGCGCCAUUCCGGAGCACGGGCGCACAGCUGUUGCCGGGAUUCCACUGCAAGAAGGUCGCAUUCUAUAAGACCCACAAGACCGGCUCCACCACCCUGGGAAGUGUGAUGUUUCGACUUGCGGUCAGCAGCAACAUGACCCAGUACACUACGGGCCUGAGCCACUAUGUGACUGUCGGCUACAAGGAGGCGCAACACCUGUUGGGCCGGAGUGACAUGGUGCUGAGACACAUACGCUUCUCCGACGCCUCCAGCUGGCACGUGGCCACCCGCAACUUCUACGGCCGGGCCCUGGGCACCAGCAGCUACGGCUUUGUGACCGUGCUGCGCCACCCCUCGGACCGCUACAUCUCCGACUUCUACUACUACGUGGAGCCCGAGGCGCGGCGCAAGGGCGCGCCGGUGACGCUGGCGGGACACGUGACGGGCGGCGGCGGCGCCAACCGGAUGGCGGGGGAGUUCAGUGUGAAGAACGAGGAGGGCGCGCUGGAGUUUGUGGCCAGCGAGAUGCGCACGGACGCCGUGUUCCUGCCUGUGGAGCUGCUGGACUACGGCCUGGCGCUGAUGGCGGGGCAGUGCGGCUGGCGGCUCAGCCAGAUGGUGUACUUGCCAGUCAACUCAAACACCGGCCACACCGAGAGGUACGGUAACGUGACGCUGGCCGCCCGCCCCGGCAUGAGUCAGUUGGCCCAGAACAACCCUACCCUGCUGGCCCGCAUUGCGCGGCUCAACCACCUCGACGGCACGCUGUACGGCGCGGCACAGGCUGCGCUGCUGGCCAAGCUGUCGCCGCACGGCCCCGCCGCCGCCGCCGUGGGCCCCGCCAUGAGCGCCGCCGUGCGACUGACGGUGGCGCGAAAGCGCCUGGCGGCUGACUGCGCAGCGCUGCGGGCUGCUGCUACUGCUACUGCUACUGCUUCUGGGGCUGCUGAUGGUGCGGGUGCGGGUGCGGAGGCAGGCGCUGCUGGUGCCGCCGGAGGGCGGCGCCUCCUCGCCGGCGCAAGCGCCAGUAGCAGCAGCGGGAGCAGUAGCAGCAGCAGCAGCAGCGGGGGCAGCAGCAAGGCCGACGCGGGGCGGCUGUCUCGAUCCGAGCUGGCGGCGGUGUGCGCCUGGUACUCCCUCACCGACUCGGUGUACGAGCUGUUGCCCGAUGACAACACGGGGCGCGUGGAGUGGGCGUCAGCCGUGCCGGGCUUUGGUGGCGCGAGCACAGGCGCAGGAGGGGACUCAGCCGUGCGGGAUGCAGAGGUCGGGGCCGGGGCAGGCGUCGCGGAGGGAGCGGCGGCGGCCAAGGCUGCCAACGAGGCGGCGGCGCCGGCGGAGUGGCGGGUGGGCGCCGUACUGGCGGCGGCGGAUCGCCACCUGGCGCCGUACGAAAACCCUGCCGUACGGUACUACCACUCCGUGGUUGCCGUACGGGUGUUCCCGCCAACCGACGCGGAGGAGCGGUACUUGUACGGCGGCGUCUUUGCGGCUGAGGAGGAUGGGGCUGCGGGCGACGUCAAGGGGGUGGAGCCAGUGUCUGGAUCCGAUGCUGCUGCUGCGGCUGCUGGUGGUGCUGGUGGUGGCGGUGGUGGUGCUGCUGCUAAGGCUGGGACUGCAGCUGUGGCUGCGGCUGGAGGCACUGAGGCUGGUGCGGCUGCUGGCGCUGGCGUUGUGGGCGCGGCUGCAGCAGCUGACGGGAAUGAGAACGCUGCUGGUGCGGCAGCGGCGGCGGGGCAGGACGCAGCAGCGGCGGAGGCGGCCGAGGCGGAGGCAGUGCCGCCGGCCGCAGCAGCCGCCCAGGCGGCGACGGAGGAGGCCGCGGAGGAGGAGGCGGCGGCGGAUGCAGCAGAAGGGGCAGCAGAUGGCGAUGCCGACGGCGAGGAAGCGGAUGAGGAGGAAGACGACGAGGAGGGGGAUGCGGAGGCGGCCGAUGGGGAUGAAGACGGCGAUGGCGAUGACGAGGCCGAGGAGGAGGAGCGCGAUGCUGUGGACUCGGGCACUGGCAAUGCUGAUGCGGAGGCAGCCUCCAGGGCUGCCUCGGCAGCUGCUACUGCCACAAUCGCGAAUGCCAAAGCCAUAGAUGUCGCCGCAGCUGCUACUGCCGCGGCUGCCGCUGGCCUGGCGCAGACUGCUGCGACGGCACAGGUAGAGCAGGGGGCGGCGGCGCAGGCAAACACCACGGCCGCCUCUGCAACUGACAAGGCGGCAGCCGCCGCCGCGACUGCUGAGACGGCGGUGGCUGCGGCUGCUACAGCCGCACAGCGGCGGAGGCGACGCCUGCUAGACGUGGCGGGCUUGCUACUGCGUGGCGGCCGCCCCGGCUCGAAGCGGCAGCAGCAGCAGCAGCAGCAGCGUGGCGGCGGCGGUCGCAGUGGCGGCGGUCUGGCGGCGCGCCGCCUGCUCAACAGCGGUGCCGCGGCGGCGGCGGCACACGCCGCGCAGGCCGCCGCGCAGGCAGCGGAGGCGGCGGCCGAAGCCGCAAUGGAGGCGGCCGGCCUUUCCAGCGCGCAAACGUCCAAAGGCUCGGACGACUCAGCUGACGACGGAGACGACGGGGAUGGCGGCGCCGAGAAGGGGAAGCGGGCGUCGUACGGGUCGCUGCGUGCGGCUGUACGGCUGUGGGUACGGCACCAUGCCGCGGAGGGGAUCCAGCACCUGGUGCUGUGCGUGGACGCGCUGGCGGGCGAGGCGGCGCGUACGGCAGUACGGCAGGCGGCGGAGGCGGCGCUACUGCCGUACACGGGCAGCGGUUGGGGCGGCGACUGGAGCGGCAGCAGCGGCGACGGCUACACCAGCGUCGAGGUGCUGGAGUGCGGCGGCGCCGCCACGCCGGAAGCGGCCGCGGCGGCGGCGGCCGCCGCCGCCGCCGCCAACGUGGCCGAGCCGCGCGGCGCUGCGGCGGCGGACACCGCGCUGCAGGGCAGUGCCUACCUGACGGACCUGGCCAGCCGCGCCCGUUGGUCGUUGGCGCUGCCGGACCUGUCACACUUUUUGCACGGCAACCGCGGUACGGCACGCAGUGUACUGCUGGCGGCGGAGUCGCGGCUCCCCGAGGCGGGCGCCAUCUGCGCGCCCGUCGUGCCUUGGCACAUGCCGCCGCCCUGGCUGCGCGACACGCCCUUCACGCUGCCGACGAAGAAGCCCGACGGCGGCGAGGGUAAAGAAGCGGCCGGACAGAAGGCGGAAGGAGAGGAAGGGGCCGAGGGACAGGAAGGGGACAAGGGGGAGGAGGAGGAGGAAGGGGAGGCGGGAGAUCCGCAGCCGCUGCCCAAGGCGGUGGUGGGCUGGGAUGCGGUCGACGCGCAGCUGAAUGCGGGCGCCAACGCCGCCUCUGCCACCGCUGCUGCGGGUGCUGGGGCUGGUGCAGCUACUGCCGUUGCUACGACUGCUGGUGCUGCCACGUCUGCCGGUGCAACUGCUGCCGAGACGGCGCCUGGAGCGACCGCUGCUACUGCCGCAACCGGGGACGCAUCUGCCGCGGCGGCUGACGCCUCCGGAGGCGAUGGCGCCACCCGCGAAGGUGCGGCGGACGCCGCGACGGCUGUGUUGCCUUCGCCGGCGGUGCAGGAGCAGACACAGACACAAACACAGACACAGGCAAAUCAGGCGCAGCAGGGCUUGGCCGCGACCGGCGCUGCUGGUGACGCGUUCGGAAGGGCUGCCGGCACUGCCGGCGGCGGGAGGGACGUCUGGGGCGCCGCCGGCGGCGGCGGCGGAGCAGGCAGCGGCGGCGCUGGCGACACUGGGCAGGGCAUGAGCAGCCGGCGGCGGAAACGGCGGCGUGACAGCAGCGCAGGCCGCAGCGGUGGCGCUGGUGGCGGCGGCGUGUUGGGCGGUUUUGGUGGCCACGGCCUGCACGGCGGCGGCGGCGGCGCCCACGCGGGUGGUCAUGGCCUGGGCGGCGGCGGCGGCGGCGGCGGGCAUGGCUUGAUGGGCGGCAGCGGCGGCGGCGGCGGCCUGGGUGGCGGCGUGCGGCCGCAGCACCACCGGCCCCACCUCGCCACCGCAGCACAGCUAGCGGGCGUGGCUGGCAGCGCGGCCGGCGGCGGGGGCCGCCGCCGUGCCCUACUGGCCGCCACCGCCGCCGCCGCCGCACAAGCGGCCGCGACAGGUGCUGCCACGGACCCAGCCGCCGCCACCAGCUCAGCCGCCACGGCGGCCUCUGGAGCCGCGGCAUUUGCGGCGGGGGCCUCUGCAGCGGCCGGUUUGGCGGCGGGGGCGGCGCGCGACGCGGGGUCCUGCCUGCUGGUGCCGUGCGCCAUGGAGGCGAAGGGCUCGUACAACUGCGCGCUGGUGCGGGCGCUGCCGGCGCUGGGCGAGGAGGCCGUGUACAGCAGUGUGGGUAAGCAGAUGCCGGCGGGCCGCACGCUGUACAAGACCACCUACCGUACGCCCGACCACCACCGGCUGCAGGUGACGCGGCUGCUGGCGCCCUCGGCGGACGUCGUGGCGGCGGGCGAGGCGGCGCAACCGCACUGCUCGCGGCUUCCGCGCCCGUCCCUGCACGUGCCGUGGUGCCCGCCGACCGCGGCUGAGGUGGUGGAGGAGGCGGUGGCGGUGGAGGAGGCAGAGGAGGAGGUGGAGGAGGAGUCCGGCUCGGAGGCGGAUGAGGCAGAGGAGGCGGAUGGUGAGGACGAGGUGGGGAAAGCAGAGGUGGAGGGUGGAGAGGAGCAAGGGCAGGGCAAGGGAAAAGAGGAAGUGGCUGAGGAGGCCGCAGGAGAGGCGGCAGGGGGCAAGGUGGAGGCCGGGGCAGCAGCAGAGGCUGGUGCAGAGGCGGAAGACGAGGCUGGGGAGGAAGAAGGGACGUUGGUGGGGGCGGAGGCGGCUGAUGAGGCGGAGGAGGAAGACGACGAGGGUGAGCAGCAGUAGUUUGGAGUGGCUUCAUAGAGAUACUCCGAUGUGGUUGAAUGGGUAGCGAUACUUGUCUGCGGCAACGGACUCUCCUGAUCCGAGUUAGGAUAGCUCUGCGGGGUCGAGGUUGAGGUUGGAAGGGUUUGGCACGCGAGGCCCACCCGAGAAUGAGACGGGAGGC